Messenger RNA from Rosa rugosa (rugosa rose), 1256 nucleotides. RefSeq lists its product as uncharacterized. The record is from RefSeq and is a predicted model, not a curated record. NCBI's taxonomy places the organism in Eukaryota, Viridiplantae, Streptophyta, Magnoliopsida, Rosales, Rosaceae. The transcript has 9 exons. Bases 385 to 1209 code for a protein of 274 amino acids.
GCUCGAUCGUGUCUCCCAACUGUACAGGACUGCAGUCUAGUCUACUAUCUCACAAUUCCUAUCCGGCAGUCUAGUAAUCUCUACUUUCUCAAAAUCACAAUUGUGGUUUAGGUACCGAAUCCUUGUUCCAAAUCGAGAUCAAUAUCCUUCCCUCUCGAUCCAGGUCAAGGAGAAAAGUUACAAGUUGGAUGCACUAUUAUCAUUGAUAAUAAUGCCUGGGAUUGGUCUUGGAUAGACAUUCAAUAUUGAAGAGAUUUGCAUCAAUUAGAGACACAUCAGCAUCAUGUGGCUGAAGCUAGUCCAGAGGAGCCUGUUACAACCCAAUUACACGAGUCAGGUCAAAUUAAUGAAGGAGCUAAGAAAGGUAGGGGUGCUGCUUGUGGUAUGCCUGAAUGGGGAACUGGAAAAAUAGCGCAUAUUGAAUUUGAUGCUAAUUGGAUGCCUAUCAGUGAAAAUGGGAAGGGGUUUAGUUCACAACUUGGAAUCCUGGCCCGAGAUGGACAGAAGGUUCCUCUAACCUUAACUUCGUGGACUGUCAUGCCAGAUGAUGUUUUGGAUGACAUUUGGAAAGAUGUCAAGGAAAUGUGUGAGACGAAUAAAUCUAGCCGUGCACAAGGAAGAGGUGUCCCUCAUAGGACUGGUCGAAAAUCGUUUGCUAGACUACGAAAAGAGAUGAUGGAGAAUGGAGAGAAAACAGAUCAUGUGAGCAUGUUUGUCAAAACAAGAGCUAUGAAAACAAGGAAUGAUGAUGGUCAACCAAUUGAAGUACAUGAUGAGGAGGCUACUGCCGUCAUUAGUCAAUUCAAUGAAUAUUUGAGGGACAUGCCAGAAGAUGAACAAGAUGAUAUUUUUCGUGAAGAGGUAUUUACUGCAGUGAUGGGAGAAGAUACACAUGGGCGUGUUCGCAUGUAUGGAACAUGUGUAACUCCAUCUCAAGUGUUUGGUAACUCAAAAACUUCUGAGACUACUGAAAAGAAGACAAUUGAGGAAAUGGAAAAGAAAUACCAAACAAAGCUAGAUGAUCUCAAAGAAAGCCAUGAAUCUCAAUUGGGAGACAUGAAAUUAAAGUACGAAGAUGUGUCGAAUCGUCUCAAUCUUUUGAUGGCACAUGUUGGUAUCCAAGUAAACCAAAGUGGAAGUACAAGUGAACAGCAAUUAAGGCGUACUAUAGAUGGCCAUCAUCAAUUGGAUUUGGAAGGUCAGCAGUAAUUAGCUUCGUCUACAAACACAAAUUCAUUAUGAACCGUAAGGUUGGA